GGCGUGGCUAAGAACACAAAUAGGUUUUAUUAUUUUCUUUUAUACACAGUGUUCGCUGAAUAUGAAUUGAUAUCAAAAGUAAAUAUCAUGUUUGAGGUUAAAAAUGAUGUCGAGGAUCUAAAUCAUAUCUAAGGAAAGGAAAAUGUGAAUUUAUAUUAAACAAAUGGGAAAAAUGUGUAUGACUAGCAUGCUAGUACAACGUGAUUGGGAGCUAGCUUCCCGUUUAUUAUAGUCGGGAUGUACAGUAAUUAGCCGGGAAUGGUUGCCAAGGUUACGCGCAUCCGACCGGAAGGAGCGUGAUCCUGGAAUGAUCCAAGCUCAUCUUUGUGUUCAUCGAUUCCAGUGAGAAGCCUGAAUCACUGAUGCCGGAUGCUGAUCAUCUCCGGUUGUGCUCAGUCCUUGCGUGAGCACUAAGAUGAGUGGAACAGCGGAGCAGGCCGAUAUUCUGUCGGUGGGGAACAUGGUCCGGGACCGCUGGAGGGUGAUUAAGAAAAUUGGUGGCGGAGGCUUCGGAGAGAUCUACGAAGUCCUGGACCAGCUGAACCAGUGCAACGUGGCUCUCAAAGUGGAGUCAGCUCAGCAACCCAAACAGGUCUUAAAGAUGGAGGUGGCUGUUCUGAAGAGGCUCCAGGGUAAGGACCACGUGUGCCGCUUCGUCGGUUGCGGACGUAACGAUCGAUUCAACUAUGUUGUGAUGGAGCUUCAGGGAAGGAACUUGGCCGACCUUCGGCGCACUAUGAGCCACGGGACGUUCUCCGUGUCCACCACUCUCAGGCUUGGCAGGCAGAUUCUGGAGGCUAUCGAGAGCAUCCACUCGGUGGGCUUCCUGCACAGAGACAUCAAACCGUCCAACUUCGCCAUGGGCCGACUGAUGAGUACUUGCCGAACCUGCUACAUGCUCGACUUCGGUUUGCGUCAGUUUACAAACUCCUGUCAAGAAGUCCGUCCGCCUCGUCCAGUGGCCGGAUUUCGGGGAACUGUGCGCUACGCCUCAAUUAACGCUCACAAGAACAAGGAAAUGGGUCGGCACGACGACCUGUGGUCUCUCUUUUACAUGCUGGUGGAGUUUAUGGUGGGUCAGCUUCCCUGGAGGAAAGUCAAGGACAAAGAGCAAGUUGGGAACCUGAAGGAGACCUACGACCAUCGGCUUAUGCUCAAACACCUUCCUGCUGAGUUCAGCGUUUUUCUCGACCACAUCUCUGGUCUUGACUACUACACGAAACCCGACUAUCAGCUUCUGAUGUGCGUGUUGGAGAACAGCAUGAAGUUGUAUAACGUUAUGGAGAACGAUCCGUACGACUGGGAGAGGAGCGACUCCGAGGACUCGCUCACGGUCGCUGCUCUGGCAGCCACAGGCCAGCAGCUGACUCGCCUAACGCCGGCGUACCUGGGCAUGGCCAAUGCCUCUGCGAUCCCGGGUGAUCUUCAGCGUGAGAACACAGAGGAUGUCCUUCAGGGCGAGCGGCUCAGCGAAGCAGACAAUUGCCCGCCGAUCCCACCCCAGCACGCUCAGGGAGCCGACGUAUGGGAGGAAAUGGAACGAAGCCAAAACCGCAACCGCAACCCUGUGCAACCACAGAUAAGAAAGGUGGCCAGUGAAGAUGAGAGGAGUAAAGAGGGCAAUCAGAGCCCCAACAGCGGCUCUGCGCAGGGUUCUCCGAGGCGCGUGCACUCCGAGACCUUACUCAUCGACCGAGUCGCUCCACUGUUGAGGAGGAUGCGUCACAGCCACAGCAUGGGCCUGGACAAGAGACUGACUCCUGAACCCAAACCUACUAUUGAGCGCUUUUUAGAAGCCUACUUAGGAAAACAGCGACCUGUCCUACCUCAGGAGAGGACCGGGUGUCGCCCUGAACAGGGCUCUCUGGAGGAUGAAGAAGGAGCAGCCAGCAGCGGUUAUGUAGCAGUGAACCUCAGCCCAGUUCCACAAGAGGGCGACUCUCAGGAGUGGGUGCUGGUGGAACUGGAAGGAGGUAGCGGAUCGGCGUGCUCAAAGCCCGACGAGGAAGAGCGCUCCACCAGCCCCCUGGCUCUGCCUCGCACCUGGUCUGACCCCCUGCCCCAGCGAGUCAGCGGCCUCAGCGGCUCCGGGGAACUCCACACGACCCUCUGCCACACCGGCCCUCCGUUUACACGCCUUUCCGGACUGCAAGGUCUUGCAGGGCUUUCUGGGAUCACGGGGCUGAGGAGGCUGCCUGGUGUACCUCCAGCUUCACUGGUUCACAUAAACAGGAGUCAGCUAGAGCAGUUAUCCAGCACUUUACCGCAAUCCAUCCAUCUCCAGCAAAAAGGUGAAACCGAUCCAGUUCAGGAUUCUCCAACCCUCGCUGCCGAAGACGAACCCAACCAUCCUCUAGUGAAUUCACCUUCCAGAUCUUCCUCCCAGCCUCCUGCCUCGGUAAACGACCCUCUGAACUUCAUCAAACUGACCGAGAAAGACGUGGAGAGUGACUCUGGUUGUCCCGACGUUGGCCCUUCUACAACUCCGAACCAGGGCGAGACCACCGGAGACACCGUCGACGCAGGCCCCGCCUCCCUGGCCCCAGCAUCUCCGCGGGAACUGUCUCCGAGGGCCAGCCGCAUUCCCGUGCGUGACCCAGACUCCCCAACCAGGAGGAGUUUCGCCCCACUAUCACCCUCCCUCUCGUUAUCCUGCGAGCACUUCCCCUCAGCCCUGCUGCGUGACAAAUUCUCCUUCCCUUCUGAUCGAGGUUCUCGGGCAUCCGACUUCCAGGGAGAUGAUCUCCUCUCGCUCUCCUCGUCCUCCAGCCCAGUGUCCGGCAGGAGCAAGAUUCCGAGGCCUAUAAGCCCAACUAUAGCUCCAGACCAGUUCUCCACUCGCUUCAUUCCACGCCCACCUCCAGGAAAACCACCUCUCCGUCCAGGGGGCGAAAACAGGCGCAGACGUUACCGCAUCCGCGCCAGCAGCACUAGUGAUACAGAUCUCCUUGACAACCUCACCCAGCUGAUGCAAGAGCGAGGAGGCGUGGCCGUAUCCCGCUACCAACGAACCACUUCCUCCAUACAGCGCUCGUUAAGCUCCUCCCCCUCCCGAUUCGAGGGCUGUCACAGCCAUGCUCCUCUCAGCGUCCUCGGCUCGCCGCCGCCGCCGACUCGGAUGUGCGAGGUACGAGUUAAACGCGGGGCCGGGUAUUGUAGCGCUGGCAGAGCAGGAAGCCCCGAGAGCAAAACCACUACUAAGGUGAACAAAUAAAAAGAAAGUCAUUGUGUAAAAGACUUCCGAUGGAUCUCCCAAUGGAUUUUCGAAGGAAUCCUUUGGUUACGAGGAGCUUUUAAAAAUGACGAGGGCGGGGAAAAACAAUGACGAGAAGGAAAGUAAAAAAAAAAAAAAUUCAAGCCGACAGUGUUGGCUGCGAUUACUUGAAAGCAUUGUAUAUAACUCAUUUUAUUCAUACCUCAGACAUUCCAUUAUCGCACUACAUUUCUCCUCAAGCGUCCUCGCUUUUCACAUUUAUUUAUAGCGUCCACCGCUCGCGUAGCCUCCUGUGGAAACGACCGGGGAUCGUUAUUUAAGUCCCCGAGACAGUCUUCCUCACUUGGCGUUUUGUUAAUCAAAAUAAGGGUAACUAGGGUACACAAGGGUAACACAAUUGUUUUUAAAAAUGGCAGUUUUAUUAAAUUAGGCACCAUUUUAAGGGCAAAAAACAAAAUUUUGUCAGUGAUUUGAGUUCAAUUAUUGGACACAACAUUACUGUUUCUAGCAUAAGGAAAGACUGCAGAUGAACACUGUAUAAUAGCAGGUCUAUAGGGAACUCGUGACAAUAUUUUGAGACUCAUAUAUGCAUAUAAAAAAACUGUUAAAGCACCAGAAAGGGUAGAAUAACUGUUUAUACAACACAGCUGGAGGAAAAGCGCUAUCUGCCCUCUUCCACAUACAUGAGCUCACGAGGCGUCUCCCAAUGCAAACUUCUGACGAUCUUUCCCUUUUAACAACUCGUAUUUAUCCCAGCGAAACAGUUCAGGGUUACGAUCAUGGUGGAUUCAAACUCCUAACCUCAUUCUAACAUCGCUACCAUUGCGCUAUUAUUUCCCUAAUAACCACUAUUUUAUUAUCUAUUGUUACUUUGCCACAGCAGCACAUACGCCCAUGAGGCGCUUUUUAUCAGCUAGAUUAAAAAAAAUUGGAAUUAUAACUGGAAAACCAUAACUACGGUAAAGCCAAAACGUGCGUACGUCUUUACAGGAGCGUAUUCUACAGCGCACGUAUUAUGUGCCAAUAGAUUUUUAUUCGACGUGUAUUCGAAAUUACGUUUUUUUUUUUUUUUUUUAUUCAAUCCGAACAUAUGGAACCCAACAGAUGUGUUACACGUGUUCUACAUGGAUUCUACAUUUUUUCUUUUUUUGGGCUUAACCUCAAUUUUAGCGUCUGUUGAUUUCAUGCUGUAAAUAUUUAAAUAGAUAUGCAAAAUAAAAAAAAACCGUAUGUAUAUUCAACUAUAUUACAAGCAAGCAUGUGUAUAUAUGUAUUUCAGGGAAUGUACGUACUGUAAACUACGUUAUCUAUCCACAUAGAAUGUAUUUAUUUAUUUAUUAGACGCCGUUAAAAUCAGAGCGAUAUUCCGGUUUUUAUCAUUCCAACCAAACGGGCGCAUUUUUAUUACCGCUUCGAUGGCGUCUUGUGUCGUUUUCUUUUGUACCGAAGGCGAACGAACGCAGACGAGGUGCAUGUCGGAUGGAUAGAAUUGUUAAGAACAUCAAAUCAGGAUAAUGUGUGGAAAUUAGUUUUUUUUAAACUAACAAAAACGUACCGAACUUGUUAACAUUAGCGUGACGCGUUCAUCCCGCCGUAGCUGCGUGUACUGUGGAGUUAGGAUAGUGCUUAUGUUCAUAACCUCUGAAGGUACUUCACAUCUAUCAGUAGAACCUGGCGACAGAAACACGGCCUACUACUAAGCAAUGUACAGAAUCAGACAUGUAUAUAGAUAUAAAUACAUUAUAACGACGGGGGAAAAAAAGCUUCAUGCAUUUUGCUAACAAACAUCAUUCAGUUACCCAGAAAAUUCACUCCGUUUGGAAUGUACAUGUAUUCAACAAUAAAUACUGACGUGCAAAGA
This is a messenger RNA of Silurus meridionalis, 5075 nucleotides long. RefSeq names its product tau tubulin kinase 2b (gene ttbk2b). Gene Ontology annotation, cellular component: ciliary transition zone; nucleus; cytoplasm. Gene Ontology annotation, molecular function: ATP binding; protein serine/threonine kinase activity. NCBI's taxonomy places the organism in Eukaryota, Metazoa, Chordata, Actinopteri, Siluriformes, Siluridae. Gene Ontology annotation, biological process: cilium assembly; signal transduction; peptidyl-serine phosphorylation. The record is from RefSeq and is a predicted model, not a curated record.